AAAGCAGAGCCUGCCUACUGGUGGCAGAUGGAGUAACGGAGAGGAGAGAAGUCCACGUAUUACCAUGCGGAGAUUUGGACUACAUAAACUUUAUGCAAAACCACCCAAACUACGUGAUUAAUAAUAAGAACAGAGGCGGCGCUGUGAGGAUCACGGUAUAGUAAUGGGGAAGUGUUGGGAGCCGCUGCUUGUUCUGUUCCUGCAGCUUUUUUGCAGCUGCACUGGAAGCCCAAGGCUGGUGAGGGCUGCCUCCAUGCAGUUCACCCACUCUGUUUACAAUGCCACCAUAUACGAAAACUCCGCUGCUAAGACAUAUUUAGAGAGCCACGCAAAGAUGGGGAUCUACAUCACAGACCCGGCAUGGGAGAUACGGUACAAAAUCAUCUCUGGAGAUAACGAGAACUUAUUCAAAGCAGAGGACUACCUGGUGGGAGAUUUCAGUUUUUUGCGAAUAAGGACCAAAGGAGGCAGCACUGCCAUUCUGAACCGGGAGGUUAAAGACCACUAUAUCCUCACUGUCAAGGCCUCAGAAAGGAGCACAAAUUUCGAGUGUCGCACCAGAGUUAGGGUGCAGGUACUGGAUACCAAUGACCUAAGGCCCCUUUUCUCGCCAACCUCCUACAGCAUCUCACUACCGGAGAACACGGCCAUACGCACAAGUGUGGCUAAAGUCACGGCAACUGAUGCGGAUAUCGGCACGAACGGAGAGUACUACUACAGCUUCAGGGAGUGGACGGACAUGUUUGCUGUUCAUCCGACAAGUGGUGUGGUGACACUGACUGGCAAGCUGGACUAUUCUGAGAUGAAGCUGUACGAGUUGGAGAUCCUUGCAGUGGACAGAGGGAUGAAGCUGUAUGGCAGCAGUGGGUUCAGCAGCAUGGCCAAACUUACAGUCAGAGUGGAACAAGCUAAUGAGCAUGCACCUGUAAUUACCGCAGUAACCUUGUCGCCCUCCGAUGCAGAUCACGACCCCACAUAUGCCAUUGUGACAGUUGAGGACAAAGAUCAGGGACCAAACGGAGAGAUAGCGUCACUGAGUAUCGUGGCCGGUGACCCUCUUAUGCAGUUUAAGGCUGUUAGAACCAGCCCAGGGAGCAAGGAGUACAAAAUAAAAGCUGUCAAAGAUGUAGACUGGGACAGCCAGCCUUUUGGAUACAACCUCACCUUACAGGCAAAGGACAAAGGCACCCCUCCACAAUUUUCAUCUGCUAAACUGGUACAUGUCACUUCAGCGCACUUCCAAAAUGGCCCUCCUGUAUUUGAAAAGGCCAUUUACAGAGUCAAUCUGAGUGAAUUUGCCCCACUUCACACACCUGUCACUAUGGUGACAGCUGUGCCAAAGUAUCCUCAUCUAAAAUAUGCUUUUAAACACAGUCCUGACAAGAAUAGAUUUAGUAUCAAUCCAAAUACUGGUUUAAUCAGCACAGCAGGACCAAUCAAUGCUGAUAUUUCCCCGAAAUUUGAGCUAGAGRUGAUCACCAGUGACAGAAAAGCAGCUACAAAGGUAAUUGUUGAUGUUAUUGAUGUAAAUAACAAUGCACCAGAAUUCCAGCAGACAUCCUACAAAGCCAGUGUGGAUGAGAAUGUACCUAUUGGGACCAGUGUAGUGACAGUGAAAGCCACUGAUKUAGACAAAGGGGAGAAUGGCUAUGUGACCUAUAGCAUUACCAAUCUAAGUCCCCAGCCGUUUGUCAUUGACUACUUUUCUGGUGUGAUCAGCACUUCAGAGAACCUAGAUUAUGAGCUCAUGCCCAGGAUUUACCAUCUCAAAGUCAGAGCAUCRGACUGGGGAUCCCCUUUCCGGAGAGAAGUGGAAGCAUCGGUAACUGUAACUUUAAAUAAUCUAAAUGACAAUAAGCCUUUGUUUGAAAAUGUGAACUGUGAAGUGACUGUGCCCAGAGAUCAUGGUGUUGGGGAGCAGAUAACCACAGCAUCUGCCAUCGAUGCUGAUGAACUACAGCUAGUGCGGUACUACAUUAAAGCUGGAAAUGAUCUUAAUCUGUUUGAACUGAACCCAAACUCUGGCUUGCUUUCAUUGAAGCACACGCUGAGUGAGGGUGAGGCAGCUAAARUAUCCCUCCACAGUUUACAAAUUGUUGCAACUGAUGGCGAACACGAGACUCAGCCAAUGAGCAUGAACCUAACUGUCAUCACGGCACACAAGCCUGUCCAGGUGAAAUGUGUUGAAACUGGUGUUGCUACAAUGUUGGCUGAAAAGUUACUUCAGGGCAGCAAAAUCCAUGUGCAAACUGAGCCAGAUGAYAACUUCAUAGACACUUACUCAGUCAAUCGGUACUCUCCUCAGUUUGGAGACUCAUUUCCAGGUGUUAUUGAAGUUAAAGAGGACCUGCCUGUUGGAGCCCGGAUUGUCCAUCUAAGUGCCACAGACUCAGAUAGYGGCUUCAAUGGAAAGUUGGUGUACGUUAUAUCAGGAGGAGACACAGAAAGCCGCUUUAUUGUAGAUAUGGAAGCCGGUUGGCUUUUGGUGUAUUCUCCCCUUGACCGUGAAACAACUGACCGCUACACACUCAACAUUACAGUUUAUGAUCUUGGGAUACCACAGAAAUCCUCUUCACGCCUCUUGGAUGUGAAAAUCUUAGAUGCAAAUGAUAACAGCCCUCAAUUUUUGAAAGACUCGUACUCGGUUGAAAUAAGUGAGAACACACCUGUUGGGACWGAAAUUAUCCAGGUGGAUUCAACGGACAAAGACAAAGGUGAUAAUGGGAUUGUUAAAUACUCAAUUUUAGGAGGCACAGAUCAUUUUGCGAUCAAUGAGACAACUGGUGUCAUAACUGUGACGAAACCAYUGGAUCGCGAGCGCUAUCCAUUUUAUCUUCUGAAGAUUGCGGCACAUGAUCAGGCAGUGAGCGAGCCUCAGUUGGUAUCCACAGUGCCUCUUAAAAUCACAUUGGACGAUGUGAACAACAAUCCUCCAAAAUUUGUUCCCCCUAAUUACCGCGUGAAAGUCAGGGAGGAUCUUCCUGUUGGUACCGUAAUUAUGUGGCUGGAGGCUCAUGACCCAGAUGUUGGACCUUCCAGCCAAGUACGAUACAGUCUURUGGAUAAUGGAGAUGGGACUUUUGAAGUAGAUAAACUCAGCGGUGCUCUUCGGAUUGUUCAGAACCUCGACUAUGAGGCAAAACAGGCGUACAAUCUGACAGCAAAAGCUAAAGACAAGGGGAAGCCCAUUUCUUUGUCAUCAACCUGCUUCAUUGAGGUGGAAGUGGUAGAUGUGAAUGAAAAUCUCCACAGGCCUUUGUUCCGAUCGUUUGUGGAAAAGGGAUUUAUAAAAGAAGACGUCCCUGUUGGGACUUCUGUGAUGACUGUGUCGGCUAAAGAUGAGGACCCAGGACAGGAUGGAGAAAUCCGAUACUCCAUAAGAGAUGGAUCUGGUCUGGGAAUAUUUUCCAUUGAUGAGGAAACUGGUGUGAUUCGAACACAAGAACUGCUGGAUCAUGAGACAACACCUCAUUACUGGCUAACAGUCUAUGCAAUGGAUCGUGGUGUGGUGCCCUUGUCUUCUUUCGUUGAAGUCUUCAUUGAAGUCCAGGAUGUCAAUGACAAUGCACCGCAAACCUCUGAACCUGUGUAUUACCCCUCUGUCAUGGAGAACUCACCAAAAGACGUGUCAAUCAUCCAGAUAAAUGCAGUUGAUCCAGAUACCAAGGCCAGUGAUAAACUCACCUACAGGAUCACCAGUGGCAAUCCCCAGGGCUUCUUUGCCAUUAACUCCAAGACAGGUCUGGUUACAACCACUUCAAGAAAACUAGACAGGGAGCAACAGGAUGAGCACAUACUUGAGAUCACCAUUACUGACCAUGGCGUUCCUCCUAAAUCCACCACCGUCCGGGUCAUCGUCCAGGUCCUCGAUGAGAAUGACAACAGACCCUUGUUCCUCGAGAAGAUCUACAAGAUCCAACUCCCGGAGCGUGAGAGGCCAGAGAGAGAGAGAGCCACCAAGAGAGAUCCGGUGUAUCGGGUUAUUGCAUCCGAUCGUGACGUGGGGCCCAAUGCUGAGAUUUCCUACAGUAUCGAGGAGGGAGACGAACCUGGCAAGUUUUUUAUCGAGCCUAAAACUGGCCUGGUGUCAUCCAAGAAGUUCUCCUCUGCUGGAGAAUAUGACAUUCUUACGAUUAAAGCAGUCGACAACGGACGUCCACAGAAAUCCUCCGUUUGUCGUCUGCACAUCGAGUGGAUUCCUAAACCUAGUGUCCCAGCGGAUGCGGCACCUCUGCGCUUCGAGGAGUCGCCCUUUAUUUUCUCUGUCAUGGAAAGCGAUCCUGUGGCCCACAUGGUGGGCGUCGUUGCCACCGAGUCCUCUGAUGUCCGUGUGUGGUUUGAAAUCACAGACGGCGUAGAGGAUUCUGAGAUGUUUUACAUCCUUCAGAUGGCUUGUGACCACAACUGUACAGCAGAAGGUGGUAAUUACGACAGCCGCUUUGACGUAGGCAAGGCCAGUGGAACCUUGAUUGUAGCGCGGCCCCUGGACGCAGAACAGAAAUCAAAUUACAACCUGACAGUGGAAGCCACAGAUGGGACACGAACUGUCAGCACUCAGGUGCUUAUCCGCGUCAUUGACACCAACAACCACCGUCCUCAGUUCUCCCAUCAGGUUUACGUUGUAAACAUUCCUGAAGAUGAACCUGCAGGGACUGAAGUCCUGCAGAUUCGUGCUAUGGACAAAGAUGAGAAAAACAAACUGACCUAUACGCUCCAGAGCAGCACCGAUCCCUUCAGCCUGCGGAAGUUCCGACUGGACCCUGGAACAGGCACAUUGUACACCACUGAGCGUCUGGACCAUGAGACCAUGCACCGUCACAUCCUCACAGUUAUGGUUCGAGACCAGGACAUUCCAGUAAAAAGGAAUCUUGUGCGCGUUAUUGUUGAUGUGGAUGACACCAAUGAUAAUGUGCCCUGGUUCAUAGGAACGCCUUACUCCUGCCGUGUGUUUGAAUCUGCUGCCAUAGGCUCAGCCGUGCUGCAGGUUACUGCUCUGGACAAAGACAAGGGCUAUAACGCAGAGGUAGUCUACAGCAUUGAGUCAGGAAAUGUUGGAAACUCUUUUGCUAUUGAUCCUGUUCUUGGGACAAUCACAGUCGCUAAAGAGCUCGACUGCAGCAGCAAAACGGCAUUCGAACUCACCAUUAAGGCCACCGAUAAUGGGGCGCCACCUCUGUCCACUUCAGCCACCGUUAAUAUUAUGGUAACUGUUUCUGACAAUGCUGCCCCCAGAUUCGCUGAACAGGAGUUCUCCUCAGAGGUCAGCGAAUUAGCCCCUCUAGGAAGUUUUGUCAGCAUGGUCACAGCCACCAGCCAGUCAUCUGUUUUUUACCAAAUAAAAGGUGGCAAUGUCAACAAUGUGUUUGAUAUCAAUCCAAACUCCGGAGUGGUUGUGACACAAAAAGUUUUAGAUUAUGAGACCACCGCUCAAUAUAAGCUCAUCAUCCAAGGCACCAACAUGGCGGGACUUGCCAGUAAUGCAACACUCCUGAUUCAUCUCAAAGAUGAAAAUGACAAUGCUCCAGUCUUUAUCCAAAGGGAAUUCAAAGGUGUAAUCAGCGAGCUGGCCUCAAUCAACAGUGUUGUUCUGACGCAUGAAAACACCCCCUUUGUCAUUCAUGCCUCGGAUGCUGAUUCUGACCAGAAUGCCAGGCUCAUUUAUCAAAUUGUCGAACCUUUUGCUCAUAACUACUUUGCCAUUGACUCAAGUACUGGGGCUAUCCGAAUCACAACAGCUUUGGAUUAUGAACAGAGGAGUGUUUUCCGCUUCACAGUUCAGGUUCAUGAUCUAGGAAUGCCACGGCUGUUUGCAGAGACACCAGCCAAUGUGACCAUAGAAGUAAUUGAUGUUAAUGACUGCUCACCCGUUUUCAGCCAAGAAGUGUAUGAAGCAUCCUUCAUUGUGCCAACCUACAAAGGCAUAGAAGUUAUUCAAGUGAAUGCUACUGACUCAGACUCGGGGCCCAACUCAAAACUUCUCUUUUCCAUCUCUGAGGGUAAUAUUGGGGACAAAUUCAAAAUCGAUCUAGUCUCAGGCAUCAUUUCUAUUCAGAAUGUCACACAACUCAGGAGCAGAUAUGAAUUAAAGGUUAGGGUUUCGGAUGGUCGAUUUGCUGCUGUUUCUACAGUGAAGAUUAAUGUAAAGGAAAACAAGGAGAACAAGAUGAAGUUCACUCAGGAUUCAUACAAAGCCUACAUCCAAGAAAAUUCUUCUGAGAAGAAAACACUAGCUGUGAUUGCUGCUGUUGGGAACCAAGUGAAUGAACCUUUGUUCUAUCGAAUUUUAAACCCUGACAACAGGUUUAAAAUCAGCACUACUUCUGGUGUUAUCUCAACUACUGGGAUUCCAUUUGAUCGGGAAGAACAAGACACGUACGAUAUCAUUGUUGAGGUCACUGAGGAAGACAAAUCUGAAAAUGCAGCACAUAUUUUAGUUACUGUGACUGUGGAAGAUGUAAAUGACAACAAACCAAUGUUUGUUUACCUUCCCUAUCAUGCCCUUGUCCAGAUGGAUGCAGAGGAAGGUCAGAUAAUUCGACAGGUCAAGGCCGUGGACAAAGACAUGGGUGCAAAUGCAGAAAUACAUUAUUCUCUAAAGGAGCAUCAAGAACACUUUGAAAUGAGCCCAUCUGGAGAAAUCCUACUUAAAAAGAAAUUUGAGAAAGACUCCCUCAACACAAAGUUUGUUCUUGUCGUUGUGGCUAAGGAUAAUGGCAAACCACCUCUUUCAGCAGAAGUUGAAGUGCCAGUAACAGUUGUGAACAAAGCAAUGCCUGUGUUUGAGAGGCCAUUUUACAGCAUUGAAAUCCCUGAAAACAUUCAACUACAUUCCCCUGUGCUCCAUGUGCAGGCCAGUGACUCUGAGGGUCCUCGCAUUGUGUACACUAUUGCUGAGGGGGAUCCUUUCAAACAGUUCUCAAUUGAUUUCAACACAGGGGUCAUUCAUGUGAUUCAGCCUUUGGACUUUGAGAUUCAUCCUGCCUAUAAGUUAAAUGUUAGAGCCACAGACUCUUUGACUGGAGCUCACUCUGAGGUGUUUGUUGAUAUCAUCCUGGAAGAUGUAAAUGAUAACGCCCCUGUUUUUAUGUCAAAGGCCUACUACGCCAAUAUCUCUGAGGCUUCUGUCAUCGGUACAUUCAUUUUGCAGGUGGUUGCCAAAGAUUCUGAUACUGGUAACAACAAAGAAGUAUUUUUUCAACUGAUUGAGGAAAGGGGGAAAAGUUCAGAUUAUUUCACCAUUGACCGUGACUCGGGAGAAAUCUUUACAUCUCAAAUUCUUGAUCAUGAAGAGAUUCAGCAGCACAAGCUGAGGGUCCGUGCAGUGGAUGGAGGAGUACCAGCCCUUUUUAGUGACAUCAUUGUGACAAUAGAUGUCACUGACCUGAAUGACAACGCACCAGUCUUUACAGAGCACACCUACAAAACCACUAUCAGUGAAUUGGCCCCACGUGGACACUUCGUCAACCAGGUCCAGGCUUCUGAUGCAGACAGUUCAGAUGCAAACAAGUUGGAGUUCUCAAUUAUAUCUGGAAAUGAAGAACAGAACUUUGCCAUCAACAAAAAAACUGGAGCCAUUGUCAUUUCAAACCACCGCCAACCACACAUGCAGCCAGUUUACAAUCUUAAUGUAUCUGUGUCAGAUGGCGUGUUCAGAGGCUCAGCCCUUGUUGAGGUAACAGUUAUCGGUGCCAACUUCCACAACCCCACCUUCUCACAGACGGAGUAUUUAGUGGAGGUUAUUGAGAACUCACCUGCUGGUACUCUGGUAGCAGAAGUACCUGCGACAGAUGACGAUGAAGGCAUCUAUGGGCAGAUUACUUAUCAUAUUGUCAAUGAGUUUGCAAAAGACAAGUUUACUGUUAGCGAAAAAGGAGACAUUUUCACUCUUGAUAGACUCGAUCGUGAAAAUCCUGUUGAGAAGGUUAUUCCUAUUUCUCUGAUAGCUAAAGAUGGUGGUGGAAAAGUAGGCUUCUCUGUUGUUAACGUCAUUGUCACAGAUGCCAAUGACAACACUCCUCAGUUCAGAGCAGUUGAGUACAAAGCCACUGUUGCAUCAGAUGUCCCAAGGGGAACAUCUGUACUGAAAAUUGCAGCUUCAGACAUGGAUGAGGGGAGUAAUGCUGACAUCGAGUAUUCCCUUGAAGCAGAUGUUGAAAAUGUCGAGGAGAAUUUUGAUAUACACAAAACCUCUGGAGUCAUUAUUACCAAAGAAAGCCUCAUUGGACUUGAAAAUGAACUGUAUGCAUUUUUUGUGAGGGCGAAGGAUACAGGGAACCCACCCAAACAUUCAGUUAUUCAGGUUUACAUUAGAAUUGUCUCAUCAGAGACACAGGUUCCCAAAUUUGCGGAACUAUUUUAUCGGUACACUGUUCCUGAGGAUCUUCCCAUCGGUACAGAGAUAGAUACGAUUCAGGCCGAGAGCGAGCAGCCAGUUGUUUACAGCCUUGUGAAAGGCAACACUCCUGAGAGCAAUGACGAUGAGGUGUUUGUUGUAGACAGAGAUAGUGGAGCCUUAAAACUUCAGAAGAGCCUUGACCACGAGACAACCAAAUGGUACCAGCUCACUUUGCUUGCUCAGACUCUAUAUGAGAACUAUGAAGUAGUUGCAUCAGUAAUUGUGAACAUCCAAGUUAAAGAUGUUAAUGAUAACAAACCAGUCUUUGACGCAGACCCUUAUGAGACUGUUGUUGUUGAAAACCUUCCAAGUGGGACUGCAGUCAUUCAACUCAAAGCCACAGACCUUGACUCUGGAACUAACGGCCAUGUCGUCUACAGCCUUGACCCUAAGCAGAACGUCCAUGAAAUCUCUGAUCUGUUUGCCRUGAACAGUGAGACUGGAUGGGUAACCACCUUAAAGGAGCUGGACCGUGAAAAAACAGACAAAUACCUCAUUGCCGUCCUGGCUACAGACCAAGGCGACACAGUUCAGCACAUCACCGGUGCAACUGUGGAGAUAAAAGUGGCCGAUGUGAACGACAACCCGCCUCGCUUCACUGCAGAGAUCUACAAGGGAACGGUCAGUGAAGAUGACCCUCCACCAAGCGGAGUGAUUGCUAUUCUCAGCACCACAGAUGAUGACUCUGAAGACAUCAAUAAACAAGUUAACUAUUUUAUAACAGGAGGAGACCCACUCGGUCAGUUUGCCAUUGAACAUCUUCAGAAUGAGUGGAAGGUUUUAGUCAGGAAGCCCCUGGACCGCGAAGUGACAGACAAUUAUCUGCUCACCAUCACUGCCAGUGACGGCAUCUUCACUGCUAAAGCUGUAGUGGAAGUCAAGGUGCUGGAUGCCAAUGAUAAUGACCCCAUAUGCAUAAAGUCCGUCUACAGUGAAAGCGUCCCAGAAGAUUCCCCGGCUGGCAGGCUCAUCCUGCAGGUCUCUGCCACAGAUGCUGACAUCCGUUCUAAUGCCCAAAUCUCUUACGAGCUCCAGGGAGUUGGAUCUGAACUGUUCAUGAUUGACUCAGAGACAGGGGAGCUGAAGACCCUGCAACGCCUAGACAGAGAGGAGCGAGAUGAGCACAGAUUCAGAGUGCGAGCAGUGGACGGGGGAGGGAGAUAUUGCGAGGCUGAGAUCCACAUCACGGUGGAGGACGUCAACGAUAACCCACCUCAGUUCUCGUCUGAUCCCUACACCAUCACAGUGUUCGAGAACACAGAGACGGGCACAUUUGUUGCUAAACUGUUGGCAAAUGAUAUUGAUACAGGUCUUAACAGCGACAUUCUCUACUCGUUGGCCGACUCUGCGGAUGGAUUUUUCUCCAUCGAUGAGCACACUGGUGUGAUAAGCCUGGAGCGUCCCCUGGACCGCGAGGUGCAGUCAUUUUACGAGCUGAAGGCCCGGGCCAGCGACCAGGGCUCUCCCCGUCUUUCCUCAUUCUGCCAGGUGACGGUCUCCAUCCUGGACAUCAACGACAACCCGCCUGUGUUUGAGCACCGCGAAUACACGGCUAAUUUGUCAGAAGACGUGGUCGUGGGCGCUCAGGUGCUCAGAGUGCAGGCAGUCAGCCGUGACACCGACACCAACGGAGAGAUCUCCUACAGCAUCAUCAGUGGGAACGAGCAUGGCAUGUUCAGUGUGGACCCACGCACGGGUGGCAUUUUUGUGAUUGAAGGCUUGGACUAUGAGCUCUCUCAUGAAUACUACAUCACUGUAGAGGCUACAGAUGGUGGUUCUCCUCCACUCAGUGACAUUGCUACUGUGAACAUUAACCUCACUGAUGUCAAUGACAACAAACCAGUCUUCAGCCAGGACGUCUACACGGCCGUCGUCAGCGAGGACGCGGAGCUCGGGAAGACGGUGUUGGCGGUGAUGGCUGAGGAUUUCGACGGGCCCUCCAACAGCCAUGUUCGGUACUCCAUCGUGGACGGGAACCAAGGCAGUCCCUUCACCCUGGAUCCACUUCGCGGGGAGCUUAAAGUUGCUCGCCAGCUGGACCGAGAGAGAACAUCUGGGUACACUGUGGUGGUGGUCGCCUCRGACAACGGGGUGCCCCCCCUCUCCAGCAGCGCCACGAUCAACAUCGACAUCUCCGACGUCAACGAUAACCCGCCUCUUUUCUCCCAGGCUAACUACAGCCUCAUCAUCCAGGAGAAUCGACCGAAGGGCACGAGUAUUCUUCAGCUCACUGUAAGCGACCGAGACGCUUCUCACAACGGCCCGCCUUUCACCUUUACCAUUGUGGAUGGGAACGAGGGCGAUGCCUUCCACAUCAACCAGCAAGGAACUCUUCUGACUGUGGGGGUGCUGAAUAGGAAGCAUAAAGAACAGUACCUACUUCAAGCACAGGUGUCUGACAGUGGCAAACCUCCGCUGUUCUCCACUGCCUUCAUCGGCGUGCGUGUGAUCGAAGAGAGCAUCUAUCCUCCUGCAGUGCUUCCUCUGGACAUUUUCGUGUCCGUCGCCGGCGACGAAUACCCCGGGGGUGUUUUAGGAAAGAUCCACGCCACCGACCAAGACAUCUACGACACCCUCACCUACAGCCUCGCCUCCUCGGCGUUCUCUGCCGCAGGCGAGAGCRGCGCCUUGUUUUCGGUUUCAGCCUCGGACGGUAAAGUCAUCGCCCUGAAGCCGCUCGACGUGGGCCACUACCCUCUCAAUGUGACGGUGACCGACGGGCGCUACACGACGGCUGCGGACGUCAACGUGCACGUUAAGCAAGCCACCCGCCAGGCCCUGGACAACUCCAUCGCAGUGAGCUUUUCAAACAUCGCGCCGGAAGAAUUUAUCGGGGAUUACUGGCGCAACUUCCAGCGGGCGCUGAGAAACAUUGCGGGAGUGAGGAGGAGCGAGGUUCAGUUAGUGAGCCUGCAGCCGUCAGAGCAGGGGGAUCUGGAUGUCUUGCUGACUCUGGAGAGAUCUGGCAGCCCUUAUCAAUCUCAAGAGGUCGUUUUCCGCAAGCUGAACUCCUCUGCUGGUGUGAUCGAGGAGAUGACGGGGGUGCGCAUCGUGCGAGUGGUCCAGAAGCUGUGUGCGGGUCUGGACUGCCCGCUGCACUUCUGUGAUGAGGUCGUCUCCCUGGAUAAAAACGUCAUGUCCACUUACAGCACAGCUCGCCUCAGCUUUGUCACCCCGCGACACCAGAGGACUGCCACCUGCCAGUGUGACGGUGGCAAAUGUCCCGUGUUGAACAACCUGUGUGAAAACAACCCCUGUCCAGAAGGCAUGGACUGUGUGGCUGAUCCCACAGACACUGUGUACAGCUGUGUGUGUCCCGAGGGCAAAAGAGGCAAAUGCUCUGAUGGCCACUCGCUGACAUUCAGUGGAAGUGGUUUUGUGAAGUACCGUCUGAUGGAGAAUGAGAACAAGGAGCUGAUGAAGCUCUCUCUGAGGCUCAGGACCUUCUCCAGCCACGCUACAGUCAUGUAUGCAAAAGGAACAGACUACAGCAUCUUGGAGAUUGUGAACGGUCGAUUGCAGUACAAGUUUGACUGUGGCAGCGGGCCUGGCCUGGUGUCGGUCCACAGCGCACAAGUUAAUGAUGGGGAGUGGCACUCUGUUUCCCUACAAGUGGAUGGUAACUACGCCAAACUGGUGCUGGACCGGGUGCACGCCGCUUCCGGCACGGCUCCGGGCACUCUGCGCACACUCAACCUCGACAACACCAUUUACUUCGGCGGCUACGUUCGCCAGCACAGCUCCCCACGCCUCGGACGCAGUCUGCCCGUCACUAACGGGCUCCGCGGCUGCAUGGAGGCCGUGGCGCUGAACGGCCAGGAGCUUCCUCUCAACACCAGAGCUAGCCGGGCCCAUGCCGUGCUGGAGGACAUCGUGGACGUGGCUCCAGGCUGUGCCCUCUCACCGGCCGAGAGCUGUUCCAGCAACCCCUGCACCAACGGAGGGAGCUGCACCUCGCUGCCUAAUGGAGGCUACUUCUGCAAAUGUCCUGCUUCAUUCAUGGGCACACACUGUGAGAUCGCCAUAAGUCCUUGUGCAUCUAACCCCUGCCUUUACGGCGGCACCUGUGUUCCUCGAGCUGAUGACUUCUACUGCCAGUGCAGAGGGCAGUACUCAGGCCAGAGGUGUCAGUUAGGGCCGUACUGCAGAGACAACCCCUGUAAAAACAGUGGGAAGUGCAUUGACAGCCUGGAUGGUCCAGUUUGUGAGUGUGAAGCAGGCUUCCAGGGAGACAGGUGUCUGAGCGAUGUGGAUGAGUGCAUCAAGAACCCCUGCACCAACGGAGGGCAGUGCCACAACACGUACGGCUCGUUUAAGUGUAACUGCUCGCUGGGUUUCAGCGGACAGACUUGCGAGCUCCAUUCGGUGGUCGGUAACGAGUUUGUCUCCACUUCCUGGAACAUUGGCUUGGAGGAAGUGAUCGGCAUCGUGGUCUUUGUCUCCAGCAUCUUCAUACUUGUCCUGCUUUUCAUCAUUAUUCGCAAGAAGGCUUGCCGCAGCAAGUCAAAGACGAACGACGACAAACAUGCGGGGGGUUCCAGCGUGCCCCACUCCUUCCUCCACAGACCGUACUUYGAUUCCAAACUCAACAAAAACAUCUACUCAGACAUCCCUCCUCAGGUGCCCGUGCGGCCCAUCUCCUACACGCCCAGCAUUCCGAGCGACUCGCGGAACAACUUGGACAGAAACUCAUUCGAGGGCUCAGCCAUCCCUGAACAUCCAGAGUUCACCACCUUCAACCCGGACUCUGUGCACGGACACCGUAAGACAGUGGCCGUGUGCAGYGUGGCGCCCAAUCUCCCCCCUCCCCCUCCCUCCAACUCGGUGUCAGACAGCGACUCCAUCCAGAAGCCAAACUGGGACUAUGAUUAUGACACUAAAGUGGUGGACCUGGACCCGUGCCUGACCAAGAAGCCUGUGGAGGAAAGCGCCUGUCAGCCGUACAACACCAGAGGCAGCAUGUCAGAGGUCCACUCCCUCAGCUCCUUCCAGUCAGAGUCCUGUGAUGACAACGAGUCUUUUUUGGCUCAUGAUCUCAAGAACCCAAGAGGAUAUCACUGGGACACAUCUGAUUGGAUGCCAAGUGUUCAACUUCCUGGAAUCCAGGAGUUUCCGCAUUACGAGGUUGUGGAGCCCCCCGGCCCUCAGUACAGCGAUCUGAGUGCCAUCGACACCGACUACUACCCGGGCGGCUUUGACAUAGAGAGYGACUUCCCUCCCCCACCAGAGGACUUCCACGCCAACGACGACCUGCCGCCGCCUCCUCUGCCGGAGUACGGCGACACGCUGCGCUCUCUCAGCAGAGACUUGGACCAGCCCGGCCCAGGCAGCGCCGGCACGGCCCACCAGCGCCCGGCCCUGCCACGGCUCUUCAGCCUUAACCAGUACUUGCCGCACCACUCGUACCCGAGUGACGGGGGCGACGCUGAGGGCCAAGGCACCUCCUCCACCUCUGCUACCAUUACACCUGCUUCCACCAUGGGCACCGGUGGAUACAGGGGGGGCUACGCUUUAGGUUGUAGUCGGGACUUCGACUCGUCCGCUCUGGACAACAUGUCCUUGUCUCUGUACGCAUCCACAGCCUCCUGCUCGGACAUGUCAGCUUGCUGUGAGGAGUCUGAGGUGAUGAUAAGCGACUACGAGAGUGGUGACGAAGCCCACCUCGAUCAGCUGUCCAUCCCCAUGCUGAGCUCCCAGCAGCACACUGAAGUCUGACACUGGAUCCAAACAAAAGUGCCUGAACCCACCGCUACGCGUCACGGUAGCCUCUCGACACCAACACUAAAUACGCACAGUCWGCAAACACAAAAAGAAAGAGCACCAGACACAGUUUAAGAGCUGACGGACAUUUAAAGACCAGAGAAGAAGAGCAGGGCUUCAAUCGCCUCCUGCUCCUUUGAGGUGGAUUUACUUUAAAGGGGACUCGUUAUGCUUUUGGUUUAUGUUACUGUGAUGAAACGACCCAUCGAAAUGGCUUUAAAACCUGAGAUAUUUUAAAAUAAACUAUUCGGCUAUCAUAAAGCCAAAAUCAUGUUAAGCAAUUUUUUUUAGCAAAUACAAAUACAUUUCCCCACAAAUGUAGGCUUUAACAUUUAGAUGGAGUUAAAGAGAUGCUGUCUGUAUUAUAAAAAUCAGAUUUAUCUACUUUGCAGGUUUGCAUUACGCUCUGAAAGAUGAACUGAACUGUGUUUUUGUGUAAUCUCUUUUUAACCUGUGAGUCACAUACAGCUACACAAACUGAGCAUAACACGUCCCCUUUGAGUGAGUUUUUAUUUCCUGCAGUAAGUGGAUGUUCUGACAGAUCAAUAUUUCAACCUACAACUAAAAAAGUAUCAUGAAAAAUAAAAAAACAGAAAACUCGUGGAAAAUAUUUUUAUUUCUAUAAACAACAUCAGUUUUUAUACAAAUCGUCGUUUUCAGUGUAAAUUUAAGUGUACAGUUUUGAUUUCAAAGUUUACUAGGUUUUGUAGAUAUUUUAUGCUUUUAUUUUCAAUGAAAAAUUAGUAAAAUAGUGUGAUAUCAGCCAUUCUGUGCGUACGUUCACAAAAAAAAUGGAGAAAAUAAAAGAAAAAGCGAGAAGAGAGUAGCUUUUCUGAACACGGUGUACUCGUAAAGUUUAUCGUCUCUUCWAUGGGUCUUCAAAGAACGACUGCAUAAUCUUUUCUUUUGUUUUUCAUUUGUUUGUACAUUUUGACUUCAAAACKUCUUUAUUUUUCCAGCAAGAUAAUGGGACCCAAUAUAUUUAUAGUGCAGAGUUCUUCAUGGACACGAGAGUUUUUCAUGUGUCUGUGUGUGUCUGAGCAAUGCUAUGGUCUUGUUAAGGUUUUUAUGGAAUACUGCCACAAGCUCACGCUUUCCUACUGGCAAUAAAUUAUUCCUAAGAAAUACGA
Messenger RNA from Austrofundulus limnaeus, 15285 nucleotides. RefSeq names its product FAT atypical cadherin 1a (gene fat1a). Gene Ontology annotation, cellular component: plasma membrane. Gene Ontology annotation, molecular function: calcium ion binding. Bases 164 to 14110 code for a protein of 4648 amino acids. The transcript has 30 exons. The record is from RefSeq and is a predicted model, not a curated record. Gene Ontology annotation, biological process: homophilic cell-cell adhesion. NCBI's taxonomy places the organism in Eukaryota, Metazoa, Chordata, Actinopteri, Cyprinodontiformes, Rivulidae.